AUUUAGAUUAUUCCCAUUUUAUAGAAUAGCCCAUUUCCUUCACUAAUCCAAUAACUCAAAUCAUCUUCUAUCCCCGAUUGAAUUGCUGCGUCGACCACUCACAACCUCCGCUUCUGUUUAGAGAUGAGAGCCACCACCGCCUCCACCUCUUUAGGUCUCCGGCAUCUCCGAAGCUUCUCUUCCACUGUCCCAUCUCUUUCCUUCUCUUCCUACUCCUCCAUCUCAUUCCCUCUCCACUCUUCUCGUCUACGCUUCCGCCCUCGCACACUCUCCCUUAACCGUCCUCACGCCACAAGCUUCAGCUCAUCACCAGGUGGUUCGAACUACGACGUGAUCGUGGUUGGAGCGGGACACGCCGGAUGCGAAGCCGCCUUAGCCUCCGCUCGAUUGGGAGCUAGCACUCUCCUCCUCACCUUAAACCUCGAUCGUAUAGCUUGGCAGCCUUGCAAUCCAGCAGUCGGCGGACCUGCAAAAUCACAAUUAGUUCAUGAAGUUGAUGCACUUGGUGGUGAUAUUGGCAAAGUUGCCGAUCGAUGCUAUUUACAGAAGCGCAUUCUAAAUGUCUCAAGAGGACCUGCCGUUAGAUCCUUACGUGCUCAGACCGACAAAAGAGAAUAUGCCAUGGAGAUGAAAAAGAUUGUGGAAAGCACUGAGAAUCUCAGUAUUAGAGAGGCGAUGGUAACAGAUAUCCUUGUUGGGAAGAAUGACAACGUUGAAGGGGUUGCCACGUUUUUUGGGAUGAACUUUUAUGCGCCUUCUGUGAUUCUCACCACUGGAACCUUUAUGAGUGGGAAGAUUUGGGUUGGUAGGAAGUCUAUGCCAGCUGGAAGAGCUGGCGAGUCUGCCUCACAGGGCUUGACAGAGAAUUUGCAGCAGCUUGGGUUUGAAACAGAUCGCUUGAAGACCGGUACGCCAGCUCGUGUUGAUCGCCGGACCAUUGAUUUUUCCCUCUUGGAGGCUCAACAUGGAGACGAAGAGGUCAGUUGGUUUAGUUUCGACCCAGAUUUUCAUAUUGAGAGAGAGCAAAUGUCCUGCUACUUGACUCGCACGACAGAGUUUACUCACCAAUUGAUCAGGGACAAUUUGCAUGAGACCCCAACGUAUGGUGGAUGGGUUGAAGCAAAGGGUCCUAGGUACUGCCCUUCCAUUGAAGACAAGAUUGUUAGGUUUAAAGACAAAGAGUCGCAUCAAAUAUUCCUGGAACCAGAGGGCCGAGAUGUUCCAGAGAUCUAUGUGCAGGGAUUUUCAACUGGUCUGCCGGAGAAUCUCCAGCUGCCACUUCUAAGAAGCUUGCCAGGACUCGAAAAUUGCGCCAUGCUAAGGCCUGCCUAUGCUGUUGAGUAUGAUUAUUUGCCAGCUCAUCAGUGUUCAAGGUCCCUUAUGACGAAGAAAAUUGAAGGUCUUUUCUUCUCUGGUCAGAUCAACGGCACAACUGGUUACGAAGAAGCUGCCGCACAGGGUAUUGUAUCUGGAAUCAAUGCUGCCAGACAUUCCGAUGGUAAGAAGCACGUUGUUCUUGAGAGGGAAAGCAGUUAUAUAGGCACUUUGAUUGACGAUUUAGUCACAAAGGAUCUCAGAGAGCCAUACCGCAUGCUAACAAGCCGUUCGGAACAUCGGCUUCUUCUUCGAUUUGAUAACGCGGAUAGUAGACUGACGCCUCUGGGGCGUGAACUUGGAUUGAUAGAUGAUAGACGUUGGAAGUUAUACCAAGAGAAGCAAGCAAGGAUUUCAGAAGAGAAGACGAGACUCAAAACUGUCAAGAUCUCAGGAGGAGGGGGUGAAUUGGCUGCUGAAGUUACCGAGGUGUCUUCUCAGCCAGUCAAAAAAUCAGCGACACUAGAGAGUCUACUCAAGAAACCCCAUGUCCACUACAACAUACUUGAAAAGCAUGGUUUUGGAAAUGAGACAUUGUCUAGAAUGGAGAAAGAGUGUGUAGAGAUCGAUAUAAAAUACGAAGGCUUCAUUCUGCGCCAGCAAAAUCAGCUGCAGCAGAUGGCCCAGCAAGAACAUAGACGACUUCCAGAGGAUUUAGAUUACUUUUCGAUGACAACUCUUUCCCAUGAAGGGCGUGAGAAACUAUCAAAGGUGAGACCGCAGACGAUCGGGCAGGCAAGCAGAGUGGGCGGAGUCAGUCCUGCUGACAUAACAGCUCUCCUUAUAACACUUGAAUCAAACCGAAGAAGAAGCCAAAGGUUGAAGAGAGGAAAAAUUUUGGAGCAUGCCUUGGCGGGAUCCAAUCCACGCAUGGUAGAAGAUAGUGAGCAUAUGGUUAAAGAGUGAUCCCAUAAGUUAUCAUUCAGGUCCAGCCCAGUGCUCCGGUCCAUUAACAAAUUGGCACAUAAAAUCCAUCUUCCGGUUUAAAUCCGGUUUUUGUACGAAUCUAGCUUUGGUCCGGUUUAAGUUUGAUUUAACUUUCAGUUUCCAGAAGGAAUGAUAGAUCAUUUUGUAUGUAUUGGAUGUUGACUCAGCGUUACGAUUAGCCGUUCUGACUCA
Messenger RNA from Brassica oleracea var. oleracea, 2493 nucleotides. Its product is annotated as tRNA uridine 5-carboxymethylaminomethyl modification enzyme MnmG. Gene Ontology annotation, biological process: tRNA methylation; tRNA wobble uridine modification. The record is from RefSeq and is a predicted model, not a curated record. The coding region runs from base 124 to 2280 and encodes 718 amino acids. Lineage: Eukaryota; Viridiplantae; Streptophyta; Magnoliopsida; Brassicales; Brassicaceae. Gene Ontology annotation, molecular function: flavin adenine dinucleotide binding. The transcript has 13 exons.